Messenger RNA from Penicillium odoratum, 1122 nucleotides. RefSeq lists its product as uncharacterized. The transcript has a single exon. The record is from RefSeq and is a predicted model, not a curated record. The coding region runs from base 1 to 1122 and encodes 373 amino acids. NCBI's taxonomy places the organism in Eukaryota, Fungi, Ascomycota, Eurotiomycetes, Eurotiales, Aspergillaceae.
AUGCAUUGGAAAGGCCUGCGGCUUGUCGCCGAUGGCAGCUCCAAACGUCAAAGUACCUUUGAACCCCAAUCUCAGUCCCGCCGCAGUGAACAUCUGCCUCGUCCAAGCCCACCGGUGUCGGGACCGAGACUCUCGGAGUCCAUUACCCGCAGUCCAGAGCCCUCUCCGAUCGAUGGAUUCGAUGAUUCGAGACUCGAAGUGCCCACCGAGAUUCCAGACCAUGGGGUCGCCCAGUCUGAACUUGCCGACCCUUCCUCUGGAGAUGCACCCAGCUUGCGACGGAAUCGAUUCAGUUUCAUGAGAUUACGACAUGCCUCUGAUCCGCAGCUGUCCAAAAGCUACGCCAAGGCCGGUCAGCAGGAAGCUCCACCGAUGCCCUCCUUGCCGCGUAAGUCGAUGGAUAGGAAUCAUACUGAUGGAGGUGCAGGAACGCAUAGACGACUAACGAUUCUUUGUCUCAACUCUGCAGCCCCUAAAAUAAUCACCACUGCCCCCACCAGCCACGAGCUCGACCAGCCCACCAAGGAACUACCCUUUUUCAACAAACUUCGACCCUCUUCACGCAAACAUUCCAUGGAGGAGCUAUCGCGCAAUUCAACAGACCAGCCGAAGAUGAGACCAGUACGGAAGAACCAAGGAUCGACCGAUUCACAGGUUGAUUCAAGCCUCUCGACAUUCCAGGGUAGCAUGGAGGAACCGGGUCGACUGUCGAUAACGUCAUUACGCAAUGGAAGCCGUGAUCAGAUGAACUUGAACGAUUCCCAGCGCUCCUCUGUCACAGACCCCCGCUUCUCAGAAUCAUCUCGCUCGGAUCAGAGCUAUGGAGACCAGGCUGCAUACCGUAGCAGCUCCCCGCGAGACGGCUUUGGAUCAACGUCAAGUGCCAAGCGGGGAGGAUUCCGUCUACCGCGACUGAAGCGAAAUCGUAGUCCUCUAUUUCCCCUACCGCCGAAGCCCCCUCCAGGACAGUCAAUCCUCAAUGGCCCCAAGUUCCCACCGGCGGACACACCGAAAUCAGAUGGAUCUGGAGACCACGACCAAAUCUCCCCCCCUCCCCUCGCCGUCCCGCUCCUCAGUGGGACUUUCUGGCCCAAGUGGUCAGCCUACACUCUUUCGAAAUGA